Messenger RNA from Chaetomium fimeti, 2671 nucleotides. Its product is annotated as putative enoyl-CoA hydratase/isomerase family protein. Gene Ontology annotation, molecular function: catalytic activity. Gene Ontology annotation, biological process: fatty acid beta-oxidation. The record is from RefSeq and is a predicted model, not a curated record. Gene Ontology annotation, cellular component: mitochondrion. The transcript is spliced from 2 exons. The coding region runs from base 1 to 2364 and encodes 787 amino acids. NCBI's taxonomy places the organism in Eukaryota, Fungi, Ascomycota, Sordariomycetes, Sordariales, Chaetomiaceae.
AUGGACAAAUCCAUCGCCAUCUCGGGUCCUCCUUUCGACCUCAAACUGUCGUAUUGGGAUCGGACUUACCCACCAACACACUCGAAGCGAAUGCUAUGCUUCGCCACGGCAGAAAACGCAAACAGGGAGCAGAUUGUGGAGCAGCUUCACAUUGCGCUGCACCAUACCGUGCAGCGGGUUCCCUUUCUCGCAGGGUCUGUGGUACCCAACUCGGAGGAAGAAGGCGAUCGGCCCUGGCUGCGGAAUAUAUCACCAAAUGGACACGCAUAUCUCGACGUCAAAGACCUUUCUGAUCAAAUCUCGUACGCCGACCUUGCCAAGUCAAACUUUGAUCAGAAGCUUUUCGACGCCGACCAGCUGUGUUCUUUACCACAGGUCAUCUACAUCCAGCAGGAACCCGUCGACGUCUGCCGGUUCCGUGUCAACCUCAUUCAGGGUGGCGUCAUCCUCGUCAUUCAGAUUCUGCACACGGUGAUCGAUGGCAGCGGAGUGACUGAGUGCCUCAAGAUCUUUGCAGAUCACUUUCGCAAAGCCCAGGCAGGCCAACUCGGGCUUCCCUUGGAGACGGCGAAAGAGACUUACGUCUCGGACAGGACCGCUUUGGUCUCGGGCGGGGGCAGAAUUGGAGCCAUAGAGAACCAUCCUGCCUUCACUACGUCUCCAUUUGCCCACGGCAAUAUAAAAGGGGUCGAGCACGCCUGCAGAACAUUUCGCAUCAGUCGCGAGGCGCUGGUGGACCUGAAAAAGGCCGCGUCUCCUGAAUUCCCGCGUCACGGCGACGAUUGGAUCUCGACUGGCGAUGCGCUUGCUGCGCUAAUCUGGCGAAGUAUCUUGGUCGCGAGGCACGGAGCGGGAGCUCUCUCUGCCGACGCUGUCGCCAAGUUUGGUCAGCCGGUCGACUGCCGGAAGCUCCUUGGACUGCCCAAGCCAUACUUUGGAAACGCAUUUUACAUCAUGCGGACCGACAUGCCGUUUGACGCGCUCAGGUCUCCCCAGGCCGGCCUCCGCACUGCUGCAAGCCUUCUACGUGCCGACGUGAAGGCGGUGACGGCCGACCGAAUCCGCGAUCUCGUUGCUCUGAUGGAGAGGAUCCGACUGGAAAGCCACACUCGCCUGAGCUUCCAAGAGGAUCUGGGCUCAUCUGCCAUCGUAUAUACGAGCCACUUCAAGUUCAACAUCUACGACAUGGACUUUGGACCGGCGUUUGGGGAUGGCCGUGUCAAGGCGUUCCGCCACCCGGAACGAGGCACGAUAGUGGGAGCAGUGAUUGUGAUGCCAAAGUGCCCAGACGGCUCUUGCGAAUUCACCAUCACAGAAACAAUCGAGACUCUCAGAUGCCUCGAAACCGACCCCUUGUGGACUCGCUAUAUCGCGCGCCGUGUUCAUUCGGAUGACGAUGACACCACAAACGCACAUGCUCAGCGAAUGCAUGUGCCUAACGUCUCCAGUGACUCCAUUCAUGGCCGCUGUGUCGCUCGGACAAAUGGUCGGACAAAUGGUGUGACAACGGUAGCAACAGAACUGGAAGAAUCCGCUCGGCCUUGUCGCACCAUCCUCUCUCGCAGCGUCGACGCAGCGCAUGUUGGGCAAAUAUCCGUCAUCGAAUUGAACCGUCCAAAGUCGAUGAACGCCAUCUCAAGGCAGCUAUUGCUCGAGUUGGACCAGGAGCUUGACUCGGUCUACGCCAGGGCAAGCCGGAGCGAAGUGAGAGCCGUCAUCAUCGCCAGCACACACGACAAGGUCUUUUGCGCUGGAGCGGACCUCAAAGAGCGGAACAGCAUGACGCACGACGAGACGCGGCACUUCCUGGCGGACCUCCGGCGCGUCUUUUCCAAGCUCGCGGCGCUGCCUGUCCCGUCUAUCGCGUGCGUAUCGGGCCUGGCGCUCGGCGGCGGCUUGGAACUGGCCCUGUGCUGCCAUCUCCGAGUGUUUUCCUCCAACGCCGUCGUCGGCUUGCCCGAGACCAAGCUUGCCAUCAUCCCCGGCGCUGGCGGCACAUACAGGCUUUCCCGGAUUGUCGGCCCGUCGCACGCUCUUGACAUGGUCCUCACCGGUCGUCAGGUGUCGGCUGUGGAAGCAGCGCAAAUGGGCCUGUGCAACCGGCUUGUCUUCUCUGGCAAAUUGGUCCGUCCGGAUCCGGAUCUCUCCGCCGUCAGAAGGCUUACUCUUGCGACUGCCUUGUCGUUGGCCCAUGAUAUCAGCGCCGGAGGUCCUGUCGCCAUCCGCGCUGCCCUGAGCGCUCUCGCCGUGCCCAAUGAAGAAGCCGAAACCGCUGCGUAUGCCUCUCUUUUGGGGACCCGCGACCGCAUCGAGGCCUUGCAUGCAUUCCAAGCCAAGGUUUCCCCACAGUACUUGGGGAUAUAAACUCAGCGUGGUUGACGAGAGGGCCGUGGGUAAGCUAAAGAGAUGGCUUCUGGCUUGGUUGACUUGAUGAAUGUCGAGGCCAUCGCAAUGAUCUCACACAGUGAUUGUUACCUACCUAGAUAGGCAGCGGUGGCAUGGUCAAGGACAGAUUUAGAGUAGGUAGUCAGCAAUGGUCAAGCAUGGUACAUACAUUAUUUCCUCUGUGUUUAGCGAUUGGCAUCCUCUCCCUUGUUGUUACGUUUCAAUACACCACGUCACUUCCAGUUGGCGUCAGAACAGCGACUUGACUGCUUGGUCGAAAUGGAAG